Messenger RNA from Pseudocercospora fijiensis CIRAD86, 2499 nucleotides. RefSeq lists its product as uncharacterized. Gene Ontology annotation, biological process: DNA-templated transcription; positive regulation of transcription by RNA polymerase II. The record is from RefSeq and is a predicted model, not a curated record. Gene Ontology annotation, molecular function: DNA-binding transcription factor activity, RNA polymerase II-specific; zinc ion binding; sequence-specific DNA binding. The annotation marks the transcript as partial. The transcript has 5 exons. Lineage: Eukaryota; Fungi; Ascomycota; Dothideomycetes; Mycosphaerellales; Mycosphaerellaceae.
GAGUCUGAUGUUCCCUCAUCGCUGGCCGAGGACGCCUCAACGACCGCUGCCUCCCCAACCACAGCUCCCGCUUCAACGACAAAUUUUCGAAAUGUCUCGGCCUGUAAUCGUUGUCGAACCAGAAAGAACCGCUGCGACCAAAAACUGCCCAAAUGCACGAAUUGCGAAAAAGCGAAUGUUCGAUGCGUUGGCUUCGACCCCGUCAGCAAACGAGAGAUUCCAAGGAGUUAUGUAUAUUAUCUGGAGACCCGAGUCAACAAUCUGGAAGCUAUCCUAAAUUCUCACAAUAUUGCAUUCCCGCCUCCGAGCCAGGAUUUUGCUAUUAGCGAGUCUAUCAAACCUGGUAUCAAUGUGCCUUUCCCGAUUCAGGAUGAGGCGAGCACGCCGCCGCAGCAGGUUGUUGGGUCGGCGCCGUCACAGGAGAAUCAGUUGGCUCUGGAUCCGGCUUUGAAGGAACAUGAUGAAGGAGAGAAGCUUAAUAGGUUGGUUAAUGAUGUGGGUAUGGUUUCUGUGCAAGGCAGCUCGGACUCUCGCCUUCUGGGCGCUGCGUCAGGGAUCUCUUUUGCGAGGGUUGUCUUUGCUGCUGUCAAGAAAUCCACAAAUCAGGCAUCGACUCCAUCGGAUAAGGGUGGCUCGAGACCGUCAAAAGGUCUGGCGAGCGAAGCUGCUAGUGGCGCAACGUCGAUGAGAGAUUCUUUCUUUGGACUUCACACCAAACCAACCAUCAAGCCAGCUCCCUUCCCAGAAAAGGAGCUUGGUGCUAGACUGGUAGAUUUAUACUUUGAGCACGCCAAUCCACAGAUCCCAACGCUGCAUCGCGGAGAAUUCAUGUCCCUAUUCGAAAGAGUCUAUGCGACGGAUGCAAAGAAGCGGACGCCGAGAGAGCUUUACAUGUUGAAUGUUGUCUUCGCCAUUGGAUCCGGAAUUAUUGUUGAUUCAUCAAGUAUUGAGCAGAGCGUAGCAGCCACCGAAGGUACAGGAUCUGGCCAGCCGAAUAAGAAGAGACAGAAAUUCUCAAAUUAUCAACAUCAGCCCGAGCAAUAUCACUCUUCGGCAAUCAUUCAUCUUGAGAGCUUUCUGGGCUCAUCACCGGCUGCGGAAGGAGUCGGAGGCGGGCUAGAGGAAUUGCAGGCAGUGCUACUGCUUGCCGGGUUGGCCUUACUGCGACCAGUCGCUCCCGGUCUGUGGUAUAUCAUCGGCGUGGCAGUACGCCUAAGCAUCGAUCUUGGUCUCCACUUCGAGGACAUUGACCACGACCUGGAUGCAAGAGCCACUCAUCCAGAUGUCGACAUGUCAAAUCAGAGCCUGGGUCGGAAGCAGUGGACUCGAGAUCUGCGCAGGAGAUUAUGGUGGUGCGUAUUCAACCUGGAUCGUCUUGUGUCUUCAUGUGUCGGAAGACCGGUCGCCAUCAAUGAAGCUGUCGUGACGACUGAGUUUCCAAGUCUUUUAGACGACAAGUACAUCACGCCCGCUGGAUUCCUCAAGCCCCCCAACUCUGUUGAGCGACCUAGUUACAAGCUCGUGACAAGGCAGUAUAUCCGUCUAAGACUUUUGCAGUCCGAAAUCCUCCAAGUCUUGCAACAUCGUCAAGCAGAAUCUGCUCGUAGAAUGGGAGCAAACAGCAACAACGAGUUCAUUCCGACCGGCCUCGAAUCGCCCUUCAUGAGGCCAUUCCGCUCCUUUCGGGAGUGGCGUGUCAAUAUCGAUCGCAGGCUGCUGGAGUGGAAAGAGAGCAGUCCGAAUCAAUGGGACACCGGGGUGGGUUUCAAUCCUCUGUUCCUCGAGCUCAACUAUUGGCAAGCAGUGAUCAUGCUGUAUCGCCAGUCCUUAUCGGUCCCGGAGCAGCUUGCUAGUGAGCUCGGUCCAGCCACUGGAGAUGAUGUUCAGAGUCCCGGGAAUGUCAACUUCGAACAUGAAGAAGACAAGCAGAUGGUCUUCAUCAAAGUAGCCGAGGCGGGCCAAAUGGUGCUGCGUAUUUACCGACAGCUUCAUAGGCUGAAGCUUGUCAAUUAUACAUUCCUGGCCACUCACCAUCUUUUCAUGAGCGGCAUAUCGUUCUUAUACGCCAUAUGGCACUCGACUCUGGUUAGGUCGCAGAUGACCAUCGACGACGUCGACUUUACCGUACUAGCCGCAACAUCUGUUCUCAGCGACCUGGUACCCAUGUGCCCUCCUGCAGAGUCGUGUCGGGAUGCCUUUGUCCGCAUGAGCAAGGCCACCAUAUCCAUGGUCGUGACCACUACCGGUUUCGGCAAUCAGAGCACUCUCGGCACACAACCCUUGAACAAACCAGAAGGCUGCUCCUUCGGCAGUCGGAACAAUGCUACGCAGAACAUGAUGAUGAAACACGAAUCCACCACACCACGCCCAAGUCGAAGACAGCUCCCCAAAUUCGACAUGAACCUCAGCGACUUAUUCACGGAAGAAGAAAUCGCGAGCCGCCCGCUCAAUCAGCAACCCAAGCUGCAGGGAUUCGCACGUCAACCUCCUCCUCCCAUA